Molecule: messenger RNA, 1727 nt
Organism: Monomorium pharaonis (pharaoh ant)
Lineage: Eukaryota; Metazoa; Arthropoda; Insecta; Hymenoptera; Formicidae
Gene: Arpc1
Product: actin-related protein 2/3 complex subunit 1A-A
Exons: 6
Coding region: 527-1630 (367 amino acids)
Biological process (GO): Arp2/3 complex-mediated actin nucleation
Cellular component (GO): Arp2/3 protein complex; actin cytoskeleton
Molecular function (GO): actin filament binding
Source: RefSeq, a predicted model, not a curated record
AGCUAGAUCGUCGCCAGCGCGCAAUGAAAUUGGAAAUUGUUAAAAAGCCGGAUAUCGACUGUAGCGAGCUGAGCGGCGCAUCUGGCAUCUACAGUAUAUACGUAUAUCCAGGAGAACAUAACCAACAUAACCUCUCGAAGAGUAGAUAACCCGCUAUCUACGGAUGAACUGUCAAUUCCGGUGUUUGCAGAGGGGCGUGUUUUGCGAGUGUGAGGAGAGACCGGGGAAAUUCGUGUAGACUGAUCAGAGUCCGCGAAUUUCCGUGAGCGGUGCAGGGACACGCUCGGGGAUCACUCGAACGUUAGUAUCUCCUUUAAUAAAGUUUAAUCUACGACCGCGCCCGUCGAGCGUUGAGCGUCAAGUUCCGAACCCCGAGCCCGUGCUCACCUCGAAUCUCCGCUUAUCGUCGCGCUGUCCUUCAACACUCCCAUUUCGCUCAAUCUCAUUCGCCGUUGUCGAGCUCUGCCGAGCUUCCCAUUCUCACUCCCGCGACUUUUCAUCUCUCUUUACAAGUGGCAAGCGCGAAAUGACGGAGGUCCAUAACUUGGGUGUCGAUGCCAUCAGUUGUCACGCAUGGAACAGGGACAGAACCGUUGCUAUAUGUCCGAACAACAAUGAGAUCCAGGUGCACAAACGUACUUCUUCUGGAUGGAAAUUACUGGAGACCUUCGAGGAACAUCACAUGACCGUUAUGGGAAUUGACUGGGCACCAAAGACCAAUCGCAUAGUCACCUGUUCCGCAGACAAGAACGCCUAUGUGUGGACGCAGAAAGAAGAUGGCAAGUGGGAUCCCGCUUGGGUUCUCUUGCGAAUAAAUCGAGCUGCUACUUGUGUAAAAUGGUCUCCUCUAGAAAAUAAAUUUGCGGUGGGCUCAGGGGGACGAGUUAUAGCUGUUUGUUACUUUGUAUCAGAGAAUAAUUGGUGGUUAUGCAAACAUAUUAAACGUCCAUUGAGGUCUACGGUAACUACCGUUGACUGGCAUCCAGACAACAAGGUUUUGGUCGCUGGAUCGACAGAUUAUAAGGUCCGUGUCUUCAGUGCAUUUAUCAGUGAUAUGGAGGAUGCUCCUGGUACUAGUUCUUGGGGGCAAAGUAAUACCUUGGGAACAUUGUUGGCAGAGUUUCCUAAUACACCUAAUGGAGGUGGCUGGAUACAUUCAGUUGCUUUCAGCCCAUGUGGCAAUAAAAUCUGUUGGGUAGCACACAAUUCAUCAAUAUGUGUCGCUGAUGCUACUAAAGGAAACGCAGUCAUGAGACUGUAUACAGAGCAUUUACCAUUUUUAAGUUGCAUUUGGAUAGGUUCUAGUAACAUUGUUGCCGCUGGGCAUAGCUGUAUGCCAAUGUUGUAUUCUGUAGAUGACAAUGGACAAAUAUAUUUUGUUUCAAAGCUGGACAACACGCAAAAAAAGGAAAUUGCCGGAUUAUCCGCUAUGCGAAAGUUCCAGUCGUUAGAUCGACAAGCGAGGAACGAGACGAACGAUAAUGCUUUGGAUAGUGUGCAUCAAAACACAAUCAAUUGUGUUCGCCGGGUAUCUGAUCAUGAAUUUAGCACAAGCAGUUUAGACGGCCAACUCGUAGUUUGGGACUUGAAGCUUUUAGAGAAUUCCAUUGCUGGUCUCAAGAUAGCGUAAGCAAACUUUUUUUUAUAUUGCAAAGAUCAGAGAUAUUACAUCCAAUACAAUGAUGUAUAAAUGUUAAAAUGAAUACUAUACUACAAUUUCUCAUUAA